Messenger RNA from Oryzias latipes (Japanese medaka), 2706 nucleotides. RefSeq names its product phosphatidylinositol transfer protein cytoplasmic 1a (gene pitpnc1a). Gene Ontology annotation, cellular component: cytoplasm. Gene Ontology annotation, molecular function: phosphatidylinositol binding; phosphatidylinositol transfer activity. Gene Ontology annotation, biological process: phospholipid transport. The record is from RefSeq and is a predicted model, not a curated record. NCBI's taxonomy places the organism in Eukaryota, Metazoa, Chordata, Actinopteri, Beloniformes, Adrianichthyidae.
UCAUCAGCCAUGGUUUAUUUUGUUUGAGUUUCAUUUGUUUUCUCUGCUUUUCUCUGCGCCACACUGAGAGAAAUCAACAGAACGCGAGACUUUUCCUCAAGUUUCUUGAUAAAACUACUUAUUUUAAAUCAUUGUUUACCAGUAAAGUUGCUUUAAAGCAGUAGUUCAUGGUGAUUUCUAAAUCACUGCAGGUCUCAUGGUCACAUCCUCGUUUCCUGCAGCGUCGCUGCGCUCCAGCAGCUCCCUCACUGACGCAGGCGCCGCGCACCGUGGCGCAUCUCUGCUCAUGAGCUGCCCGUGGUGGAUUUAACAAAAAAGCUGUCUUGAUGCAGAAACGUUGUUUUUGUUUGAGAACCAAUUCUACUAAGAGGUUGUUAGAUUGAAACUGUGCGUCUUCAGGGACUGACUUGGUUGGAGUUUUGUUUCCGCGGAGUUUGAAUCCUUCGGGAACAGCACAGGUGCGGUGGAACGGACAGGUGACUGCUGCUGGCGUGGGGUUGUUUGGCGCCCUGACAGAACCUCUUGUACUUCUGGACUUGCUGUCUGUGCGCACAGAGCGGUCUGGGCAUUGCGGAACGGCGGCUGGAGGUGUUGCUGAUGCAGAAGUGAGCGGGGAUUUGGUGAUUUUUGGAUUCCUCUGUGCAGCCGCGUUCCACACCGCAAUUCAAGAACUGCCAUCACCUUUAACACGGGAACAAUGUUGAUGAAGGAGUACCGCAUCUGCAUGCCUCUCACAGUGGAAGAGUAUCAGAUCGGUCAGCUGUACAUGAUCAGCAAACACAGUCAUGAGCAGAGUGAACGUGGGGAAGGAGUGGAGGUGGUGCAGAAUGAGCCGUACGAAGAUCCCGAACACGGCUCAGGCCAGUUUACGGAGAAACGGAUCUACCUCAACAACAAGCUGCCAAGCUGGGCCCGAGCAGUGGUCCCUAAAAUCUUCUAUGUCACGGAGAAAGCCUGGAACUAUUACCCGUACACUAUCACAGAGUACACGUGCUCAUUCCUGCCCAAGUUUUCCAUCCACAUAGAGACCAAAUAUGAGGACAACAAAGGGAGUAAUGAUAAUAUCUUUGGCAGCGAGCCCAAAGAAGAAGAAACAGAGGUAUGCUUUGUGGACAUCGUCUAUGAUGAAAUCCCUGAGCGCCACUACAAGGAAUCGGAGGAUCUUCGUUAUUUCAAGUCAAAGAAGACCAACAGAGGUUUUCUGCAGGAAGGAUGGAUCAGCACUCAUGAUCCCAUCAUGUGCUCGUACAAACUGGUCACAGUCAAAUUUGAAGUGUGGGGCCUGCAAACACGCGUGGAACAGUUUGUACACAAGGUGAUCCGUGAUGUCCUGACACUGGGACACCGGCAGGCCUUUGCCUGGGUCGAUGAGUGGAUUGAUAUGACCAUGGAGGAGGUCAGGGAGUACGAGCGCGCCACACAGCAGGCCACCAACCUCAAGAUUGGAACAUUCCCACCUGCCAUCUCCAUCUCAGAGACACAGCUGCCGUCCAGCGCUCGAAGCGGACCCAACAGUGCUCCAUCAACACCCCUCUCCACUGAAGCCCCCGACUUCCUGUCAGUUCCCAAGGACAGACCCAGGAAGAAAUCUGCUCCGGAGACUCUGACGCUUCCGGAUACGGGCCGCCGAGAUUCCCUAUUCAAACUGCCCAGCUUCUUCUCCUGGAACUCCAGUCCACAGCCAGAAUGAGAGCAGGGUCGCCCCACCGAGGAAAAAACCCUUCCCGCAAGCCCACAGGAACAGAGGCAGCGUCCUCUCCACUGCAACACGUCCUGGGAGGUUCAAAGAUUCAGCCCGUCGAUGCCGGAGUCUAACGGCGAUCGCAGACUCCUCAAUCAUCCCUCCUUUGAAACAACAGCCGGCCUUCAAUGUGCACCAGUCAGCAUGGAGACCAUUUUCAACUGAAUGUAGCACAUUCCUACAAAGCUCCAUCCCAGAGUCUCAUGUUGUUUUCAUCUAAGCUUAAGGUGUCUUGAUGGCAUUUGGUUGCUUUACAGAACUUGUACAGAAAUGAAUUCUUUAUUUUAAACACCUGAGUCUGGAGCUUCAUAACCUGAGGCGGGUAGUUUGUUUAUUUUGGUUCAUUUUGAAAAUAUGCUGUUGGGUAUUUUGUUUUUUUCAUCCAAGUGUACAGUGAAAUUUCUUGUAUAAACUGUAUGAACCUCAUUCAAAUGAUAUACGGUCAGUAUUUCAAAACGUUGUGUCCAGUGAAGGAGCUGCUAUAAAAUGUAUGUGCAUUAACUGAUGAGACUCUUUCCUCCAUGUUGAUUUACAGUGACUUCUCACAGUCAUCAUGUUGUCGGGUGCUGGCAUGAUUUUUUAAAAAUGUGUAAAUAUGAUGCCUAAGUACGUUUUUCUCCGACUCUCUAGUUUGGUAAAGUGGACUUGUUUUGCUGCCACAUUUAUUUCAGUUGCGUUACUUUUUCACUCACAUUAUUGUCAUUUUUCUGUUUCAGUAUUUAUUUGAAUAUCGUUAAGUAUGAAGAGUCUUUGACUUUGUUUUAUUUAACUCAUAAAAGCCAGUAAAUCUGUUCAAAUGAGAUGUGGAAAUGAAAAUACAUUUUUAAAAAAUGGCUCACAAUCUCUAACAGUUGAGAGUGUGUGUAAAAAAAAAAAGUACAAUCCAGAACUGACUGCAGAUCAGCUGUUGUGUAUCAUAAUUUUUGUAUAUUUGUAUGCAUCUCGAAUAAAAAGCAGUGACCAGA